GAUCCCCAUCCUCCUCAUAUUCUCUCUUACUUUAUGUUUUUUGUGAGUUUUGCAGCAAUCACGUUCAUUUCGCUCUACCAUGAGUAUGCUGAUCUAAUUCAUCUGAUUGUUUCACCGUCCUUUAGAAACCUUAUUCAGUCUGGAGCGGAGUCUGGUUCGUCAUUUUCUGUGUAUCGUGGAACUGACAAUGUCCUUAACAUCUUCGGAGGUUACAUGGAUAAACGGUUUCAGUUGGCUUGGACUCAGAACACGGUCACACAAACUUUCAGUCUAGGUCUAUUAUCCGUAUCAUUUACUUUUAUCUGCUCACACACCAGGUACUCGAUACUAUACACCGCUGGUUAUCCUUAUUUUCUGGAUCCAGUAACUUUAUCGUUUUGGCGAGACGACUACACGGCAGUUAUUCGAAAUAUAACUCAUCAAGUUCCUUCUCAUCCUCCAAAAACACGUUUGGUGCACGUUCAUUCAUUGGCUCUAUUAGCUGAUGCUAUUGUGCGUAAAGUAGACCCAAAACAUCGAACAUUGGCUCAUUAUUUCAUGGAGGAGAUUGCUUGGCCUCUAGGUAAGUUACUGUUUUUUUAUUGGACAUCUUUAAACAUUCGAAUAUACUUGAUAAUAAUUCGAUGA
This is a messenger RNA of Echinostoma caproni, 627 nucleotides long. The record is from the annotation of a GenBank genome assembly. NCBI's taxonomy places the organism in Eukaryota, Metazoa, Platyhelminthes, Trematoda, Plagiorchiida, Echinostomatidae.